Xiphophorus hellerii (green swordtail) is the source of this 994-nucleotide messenger RNA. It is a transcript of the gene exosc6, whose product is annotated as exosome component 6. Bases 61 to 885 code for a protein of 274 amino acids. The transcript is spliced from 2 exons. Gene Ontology annotation, cellular component: nucleolus; nuclear exosome (RNase complex); cytoplasmic exosome (RNase complex). Gene Ontology annotation, molecular function: RNA binding. Gene Ontology annotation, biological process: rRNA catabolic process; U4 snRNA 3'-end processing; nuclear mRNA surveillance. Lineage: Eukaryota; Metazoa; Chordata; Actinopteri; Cyprinodontiformes; Poeciliidae. The record is from RefSeq and is a predicted model, not a curated record.
UUCUCCACUAGGUGUAGUUCACCGGGGACCGUUUUGUCUAGCGGUUCACUUCAGCGCGUCAUGCCGACCGAUACGAAGCGAGUUCGCGGGCCUGAGACGUCUCAGAGUCCGCUCCUGUUCUGGUCCCGACCCGCCAAGGUUCUCCCUUCUCACGGACCCAGAGCGGACGGUCGCCAGCGGGAUCAAGUUGACGUGCGGCCGGUGUUUGUCCGCUGCGGCCUGGUGAGUCAAGCUAAAGGUUCCGCUUACAUCGAGGCUGGAAGCACCAAGGUGCUGUGUUGCGUUUACGGACCGCGGGAGACGGAGCGGAAAGAUGAGACUGACAUGAAAUCUGGACGACUGACCACCGACAUGCGCUUUGCUCCGUUUUCCUGCCCGGAGCGUGGCUCCUGGAUCCAGGGCAGCCAGGACAAGGACUUCUCCCUGAUGCUCCAGGAGAGCCUGCAGCCGGCCGUCUGCCUCCAUAAGUAUCCGCGCUCUCAGAUCGAGGUCAACGUCAUGGUUCUGGAGAACAGCGGCUCGGUUCUGGCCCACGCCGUCACCUGCGCCUCCAUGGCGUUGGCGGACGCCGGGAUUGAGAUGUACGACCUGGUGCUGGGCUGCUCCCUGCGCCAGGAUGGCGGCUCCUACGUGGUCGACCCGACGUACCCGGAAGAGAACAGCUGGAGGUCGGGCAGCGGGGAGAAGCAGGGCGGGCUGACGGUGGCGUUCCUGCCCAGUCUGAACCAGGUAUCUGGGCUGCAGUCGGACGGUGAGAUGGCGGAGGAGACGCUGACGGCAGGGAUUCGGACCUGCAUCGAGGGAUGUUAUAAACUGUAUCCUGUUAUCCAGCAGGCUCUGAUCAAGGCCGUUCGCAGGGCGGCUCUGCCACCAGCAGAGAGCUGAGAGACACUCUGGACUCACUUCUUUUCUUCUGUCUUUAUGUUCAUUAACAUCACUUGUUUUUCAUCUGCAGUGUUACAAAAAAUAAACUAUUCAUUCCUCAAUAGCUUAA